This is a messenger RNA of Macrosteles quadrilineatus (aster leafhopper), 1358 nucleotides long. RefSeq names its product prostaglandin E synthase 2-like. NCBI's taxonomy places the organism in Eukaryota, Metazoa, Arthropoda, Insecta, Hemiptera, Cicadellidae. The record is from RefSeq and is a predicted model, not a curated record. Gene Ontology annotation, molecular function: prostaglandin-E synthase activity. The transcript has 6 exons. Gene Ontology annotation, cellular component: mitochondrion. The coding region runs from base 81 to 1253 and encodes 390 amino acids.
AAAAUCAUAUAUUUAGAGAGAGGUUAGGUUUAUAUUAUACCAAGUCCAAGAGUUCAAUAAAAGAAUUUUCUGUCAAAACUAUGGCCGGUUAUUGUAUCACAAGAAAUUUGUUUUCCUCAGUGCUUAAAACUCCUCGGGUUUUCGUUUUUAGAAAUGAACUACCCUUCAGAGUUCAAGUUUCGACAAGUUCUUUGAAGUCCAAACCACCAUCAAUACUUUUAUUAACCGUAGCGGGUGUAGGCGCUGGAGCUAUAUUGGGUGGAGGGUAUUCGUUUUAUUCAAUCAACAAAGGAAAUUCUCCGAUCUCUAACGAUGGGGUUGGUGCCACCAGCUCGGUCAUUCAAAACUUCCCUGGAGUUAGUGUUUCAAGGAGGGUGUUCAAUGAAGCAGACGCCAGUGGCUUACACCUCACAUUAUUUCAGUAUCCUACAUGUCCAUUUUGCUGUAAAGUCCGAGCUUUUUUGAACUUCUAUGGAAUAUCCUAUGACGUUGUGGAAGUUGAUCCAGUUCUAAGGCAACAGAUUGGUUGGAGCAACUAUAAAAAAGUACCUAUACUACUGGCUAAAGUUGAAAAUGGCUAUCAGCAACUUAAUGACAGUUCCAUGAUAAUUUCUGCUCUUGCAUCCUACCUUCAAGAAUCUCAACCGAACUUGUCCGAAAUAGUGAAAUGCUAUCCGAGCAUGUCGUAUCGGGAUGACAACGGAGAUGAAAAGAGUGAGAUUAUGAACCGAUACUUCCUAAUGCUACACGGACAGUUCACAGGACAAACAAAGGAAGAAAUGGAGGAAGAAAGAAAGUGGAGGAAAUGGGCUGACAACACCUUGGUUCACACACUCUCACCAAAUGUUUACCGCACCAAAGAGGAGGCUUUGCAAGCAUUUGAGUGGUUUUCAGAGGUCGGUGAAUGGGACAGAUUAUUCCCAAGCUGGGAAAGAAAUCUGAUCGUUUACGCUGGCGCUUAUGCUAUGCUAUUCAUUGGCAAACGUCUUAAAAAAAGGCAUAAUCUCAAAGACAAUGUAAGGUUGUCACUCUACGACGAAUGUAAUAACUGGAUGAGAAACCUCAAAAAGAAAAAUUCAACUUUCUUGGGAGGCAAACAACCGAACCUAGGAGACCUGGCGGUAUAUGGCGUACUGAGCAGCAUUGAAGGCUGCAUAGCGUUUGAAGACCUUCUGAAGAACACAUCAAUCGGCUCAUGGUACUGGCCGAUGAAAAAACUCGUCCAGUCCAACAUGGGCAUUGUAAUAAGUUAGUCAGAAAACUGUUAAGUCAGUGACCUCUAAGCACAUUUUAAUUUAUUUUUAUCGUGUAUUAUUCUGUACAUACCGCUUUGUUUAAUUAAAUUAUGUUUGUAUAAU